CGAAAACCCAAUUGACAAGAACUCCCUCCCAACCCUGUGGUCUGACCUGCGUUCGGCUCGCUUUUCCCGCCCGAGCCCGGGUCUCGAGCGCUCAGCCGGGAGCGCCCGCCUCGGAGGCACCCUGCAUACACCGGCCGCGCCUCAGGGCCCUCGCAGCCCGCGCUUUCUCACCGCCUCUUUCCGCGUUCGGCUUUGCUGAGCUGGGCCCAGCCCGCGCGCCGGCUCCGUGCUGGCGGGCGCGGGGGAGUCCGAGACGGACUCGUCUGCUCAGCACCCCGCUCCUCCAUGGCCCCCCGGCAGGCGGGCCCGGACCGCGUAAGGUCCUAGGAGCCGGGAUUCGGGGUAGCAGGGAGCAUGGUGGGGGUCCUGGCCAUGGCGGCUGCAGCUGCUCCCCCUCCCGUGGAGGACUACGAGAUUGAGCCAUGCAGAAAGCGGAGGAAGGAUGAUGACAGAUCUUCCUGCAAAACAAUUGAAAAAUAUUUAUCACCAAUCAGGACAACUGGAGAUAGGGUUUUUCCUCCACCAAAACCUAGUAAUAUUCUGGAUUAUUUUAGAAAGACUUCACCCACAGAUGAGAAGAUGCAAUUAGUGAAAGAGUGCAAGAUAAAGUCAUCUACCUCAUUGCCUGUUGACAGUAGCAAAAACUCUAAGACACCUUUGGAAAUAUUCUCAAAUACAGAGUUUAAGAAGAAAGGAAGGAGGAUUAAUUUAUCUCAUCAACUAAAUAAUAUUAAAACUGAAAAUCAAUCUCCAAUAGAAAUUAAUAGUGAUGAUAGUAAAGAAGACUCUAGUUUAAAUAAUGAUUUUGUAGAAAGUAGUACUUCUGUUUUACUUUGCAAGAAACAAGUAGAGGUAUUUACAGAAAACAUUCAAGAUAUAAAAAAUCAGUCAAGUAUUAUGACUUCCAGAAAAAAUUCAAAAAAAAAAAAUCCUAAACAAGGGAUCACAAAAAGUGAUUUCAAAAAGUUGAGGAAAAGGAAGCGCAGAGAUGUAGUAGAUCUAUCUGAAAGUUUACCCUUGGCAGAGGAACAAAAUCUACUUAAAAGGGAUAGUAAAGAUAAUAAACAGAUAAUAUCUUACCUGACUAAUGAAAUCGAGAAUACUGCAAGUGAUGCAAACUCUAGAGAUAAUGUAACUGAAACAACCCAGUUAAAUGAUAGUACAAUAACUGUCUCAUAUGAGGAAUUUUUAAAAAGUCACCAGGAAAAUAAAGUAGAGCAGAUACCAGACUCUACAUUGUCAAUUUGUGUUCCUUCUGAAAUUGUUGAAGAAAUUGUCAAAAGUGGUUAUGUAAGUGAUACAGAAAACUGUGAAAUUUCCCAGCAGGUACGCUUUAAAACAGUUACUGUUCUUGCACAAGUUCAUCCUAUUCCACCCAAAAAAACAGGGAAAAUACCCCAAAUUUUCUUGAAACAAAAUCAAUCUGAAAUGGAAAAUAGUGCAUCUGACCCUGAGAAUGAACAGGCAAUUCAGAAAAGAAAAUCUAAUGUUGUUAUACAGGAGGAAGAAUUGGAAUUGGCAGUGUUGGAAGCUGGAAGUUCUGAAGCUGUGAAACCAAAAUGCACUCUAGAAGAAAGACAGCAGUUUAUGAAAGCAUUUAGGCAGCCAUCAUCAGAUGCAGUUAAAAAUGGAGUUAAAAAGUCUUUUGAUAAGCAGAAAGACCUCAAUGAAAAAUCUCUAAAUGAGGAAGGAAGAGAUAAUAAUUCUAAAAAAAUCAUGGAAAAUUCUGGUAUCCAAAUGGUUUCAAAUAAUGGUAAUUCACAGUCUUAUGCUGAUAAAGAAAGUUUUCCUAAGGAGAAAAGGAAGGAGCUAAAGAAAAGAGGUAAAAGAAUAUUAGAUACUGGGGCUAUUCCAGGUGAAAACAGAGAGCAAAACACUCAAAAGAAAGAAAUAACCUUUUCCUUAAAAGAUAAACAAAAUCAAAAUAGGCUUAGAAUGAGUUUAAGACAAAAGAAAAUGGAAGUUUUCAAAAGCAGCACUUUAUUUAACAGUGAAAAUGUUGUUUGUGAAGAUACAGCAAAUGAUGACACUCUAAAGAUUUCAUCCCUGUGUAGCAAUAAUAAAUCAUCAAGAAAAACCAGCACACCAGUUAAAGAUGAUAAGGUUAUGCAAUCUAAAACUGAAUCUGAAGAGAGCUUAAUAAAUGUUUCCACAACCAAAUCAACCAGAAGAUCUGCAAGAAGUAGCACCAUGCCUAGUACAGUAACCAUUAGAGGGAUUCAUUCUGAAGAUGCACAAGAUAAUAAUCCCGUAAAAACUUCCACUCCAAAAGCAGCCAACGUAUCAGAAAAGCACAGCUUAUAUACAGCAGAAUUAAUAACAGUACCCUCUGAUUCAGAGAGCCCCAUUAGAAUGAAAUUUACCAGAAUUAGUACUCCCAAAAAAUCUAAGAGAAAACCUAAGAAAAGAUCUAAGAAAAGAGCUAAGAAAUCUGAAGCAAUUGAUGGAGAUUUUACUUUUGAGACUAGAAAGGUAAACAAUGCUUCAAAAAAUAUAUCAAAAGCAAAACAACUGAUUGAAAAAGCAAAAGCUUUACAUAUCAAUAGGUCAAAGGCAACAGAAGAAAUAGUGACACCCUUAAGGCGCUCCUCUAGACAUCAAACUCUUUCUGAGAGGAAGAACUUGUCAGAAACGGAAAACUCUGUAAUAAUAAUAGAUUCAAGUCCUGAUUCUUUAAAGCAUCCAGAGAAAAAUCAGAAGAAACUUCAGUGUUUGAAUGAUGUGCUAGGAAAAAAACCUAACAAGUGCACUACAAAUGUACCUGGAAAAAUGAAAGUUGCUCCUUUAUUUCUUGCCAAAAAGACACAAAAAGCAGCUGAUCCUAUCCUUGGUUUUGAUGCAAGCAGUCAAGAUACAUCUGAAAAGUCUCAGGAUUGUGAUGUACAGUUUAAAGCAAAGCAUGACUUCCUAAUGAGUGGUUUGCCAGAUUUAUUGAAACGGCAGAUUGCAAAGAAGGCUGCUGCUUUGGAUGUGUACAGUGCAGCAAGCACCAGUUUCCAGAGAGUUGUGCAUGUACAGCAAAAGGAUGAUGGAUGCUGUUUGUGGCAUUUGAAGCCACCCUCUUGUCCCCUCUUAACUAAACUUAAAGAAUUGGAUACUAAAGUAAUAGAUAUUUCAAAAUGUAUUAUUGCUCUUGGUGAAUUUUCAACAUUGAAUUCAUAUUCAGAAAGCAAUAAUUCUGCUGUUGUGUUUAUGAGGACAAGGAAGGAUUUUACUGAAGAAGUAAGAAAUCUUUUGCUGGAGGAAAUUAGGUGGUCAAAUCCUGGAUUUUCUUUGAGACAAUAUUUUCCCUUGCUUCUAAAGAAACAAAUUGAGCACCAGGCACUUUCUGAGUGUCAUAGUAAACAAGAAAUUCCACAACUAGAGCCUGAUGUCAAUCAAAAAGAAACCAAAAGGAAACAAGUAGAAGCAGAAAAUCAUAAGUCAAAAAGAAAGAAACCAAAUGAAUAUUCAGGAAGUUCAGAAAAGAUAAAUAGAAAAUCAGAAAAACGUGGCAAAAGAAACAGCUCUUCUGGGAUAGAGCUAGAUUCUUCCAAAGAUUCUGGAACUGAAGACAUGCUUUGGACAGAAAAGUAUCAACCUCAGAAUGCCAGUGAACUCAUAGGCAAUGAGUUAGCUGUAAAGAAAUUACAUAGUUGGUUGAAAGACUGGAAAAGAAGAGCUGAAUUGGAAGAAAGACAGAAUUUGAAGGGAAAAAGAGAGGAGAAACAAGAAGAUUUGUUGGAUAGCAUAGACUUUAAAGGCAGUUCAGAUGAUGAAGAAGAGAGUCGUCUUUGCAAUACUGUUCUUAUAACAGGGCCAACAGGAGUGGGAAAAACUGCUGCAGUUUAUGCCUGUGCUCAGGAGCUUGGAUUUAAGAUAUUUGAAGUGAAUGCCUCUUCCCAGCGCAGUGGUAGACAAAUUCUGUCUCAAUUGAAGGAAGCUACUCAGUCCCAUCAAGUAGAUAAGCAAGGUGUAAACUCACAAAAACCCUCUUUUUUUCAUAGCUACAAUGUAGGCAAGUCACCAAAAAAAUUAAUCUCCCCUAAGAAAGUUGUUACAUCACCAAGAAAACUUCCUCCACCAUCACCAAAAAGUAGUGGACCAAAGCGAGCACUUCCUCCUAAAACUUUGGCAAAUUAUUUUAAAGUAUCUUCCAAACCCAAAAAGAAUGAAGAAAUAGGAGCACUUCUGGAAAAUAAUAAAGGAAUCAGAAAUUCUUUUGACCAGAAACAAAUUGUUCAGACUAAAUCUACAAAUUCACCUAAUUCAAAUGUCAAAGAAUUUGGAGCUGGGGAACUCAAUAGGAAAAAUGCAACAUCUCUUAUUCUUUUUGAGGAGGUUGAUGUCAUUUUUGAUGAAGAUGCCGGGUUUUUGAAUGCAAUCAAAACAUUCAUGGCAACAACUAAACGACCUGUAAUUCUUACUACAAGUGAUCCAACAUUUAGUUUAAUGUUUGAUGGCUGCUUCGAAGAAAUCAAUUUUAGUACUCCUUCCCUGGUAAGUUUUGAAUUUUGA
This is a messenger RNA of Carlito syrichta (Philippine tarsier), 4497 nucleotides long. Its product is annotated as ATPase family AAA domain-containing protein 5-like. The coding region runs from base 355 to 4497 and encodes 1380 amino acids. The record is from RefSeq and is a predicted model, not a curated record. NCBI's taxonomy places the organism in Eukaryota, Metazoa, Chordata, Mammalia, Primates, Tarsiidae. The transcript has 18 exons. Gene Ontology annotation, molecular function: DNA binding; ATP binding; ATP hydrolysis activity. Gene Ontology annotation, cellular component: nucleus.